Molecule: messenger RNA, 1657 nt
Organism: Acomys russatus (golden spiny mouse)
Lineage: Eukaryota; Metazoa; Chordata; Mammalia; Rodentia; Muridae
Gene: Mns1
Product: meiosis specific nuclear structural 1
Exons: 9
Coding region: 199-1482 (427 amino acids)
Biological process (GO): cilium organization
Cellular component (GO): motile cilium
Source: RefSeq, a predicted model, not a curated record
GCAUCCAGGAGAGCUUUGAGCUUUAGUGAGAGGCAUCAGAAGUUGGUAGAUGAAAACUUCCGCAGAUCGUUGCAUGUCCAGGUCUUGAAUAAGAUAGAGAGGCAAGCCCGGAACCAGAUCGUGCAGAAUGAAAACAACGAGAGGGUUGACCGCAAGAGAUUCCUCAGAGCGCUGCAGAAUGAGCAGAUUGAGCUGGACAUGGAGGAAGCCAUCCAAAAAGCAGAAGAGAACAAGAUGUUGAGGGAUCGACAGCUUGAACAGGAAGAGAAACUCGCAAACGAACUGGCCAGACUGAAGCAGGAAAGUCUGAAGGAUGAAAAGAUGAGGCAGCAAGUGAGAGAGAACAGUAUUGAGCUCAGAGAGUUGGAGCAGAAGCUGAAAGCUGCCUAUAUGAACAAGGAGCGAGCAGCCCAGAUUGCUGAGAAGGACGCCAUCAAAUACGAGCAAAUGAAACGCGAUGCUGAAAUAGCCAGGAUCAUGAUGGAGGAGCAGGAGAGGCUGCGGCAGGAAGAGAGCGCCAAGCAAGAGCAGCGGAACAAGGAGAAGGCGCAGUACUUCCUGGACCUGGAGAAGCAGCUCGAAGAGCAAGAGAGGACAAAGCAGGAGGCGUAUGAGCAGCUGCUGAAGGAAAAGCUCAUGAUUGAUGAAAUUGUCAGGAAGAUCUACGAGGAGGACCAGCUAGAAAGACAGCAAAAGUUAGAAAAAAUGAACGCAACUCAGAAGUAUAUUGAGGAGUUCCAGAAGGAGCAAGCCCUCUGGAGACAGAAAAAGCGUGAGGAGAUGGAGGAAGAGAACCGGAAAAUUAUAGAGUUUGCAAACAUCCAGCAACAAAGAGAAGAUGAGCGGACUGCCAGAGUUCAAGAGAGCGAGGAAAAGAGGGUCCAGCGCCAGAAUUUGCUGAUCCAGAAGUUGGAAGAAACGCUGCGGCAGCGCGAUGACCUGGAGCAGGUGCGGCAGGAGCUGUACCUGGAGGAGCAAGCCGAGAUCGUCAGACUGAGAGUGAAAGAGGAAGCAGAGCAGAAACUGAGGCGGCAGAGGGAGAUGAAGCAAGACUUUGACGACCAAAUGGCACUGAAGGAAAUAACACUACAGGCUGCAAAAGAGGAGGAGGAGACCUUUAGGAAAGCCAUGCUGGCCAAGUUUGCCGAAGACGACCGCAUAGAGCUCAUGAACGCCCAGAAACAGCGAAUGAAGCAGCUGGAGCACAAACGAGCCGUGGAGAAGCUCAUCGAGGACCGGCGUAGCCAGCUCCUUGCCGACAAGCAACGUGAGCUGGAGGAGUUACAGCUACAGCAAAGAAGGCAGGGCUGCAUCAAUGAGAUUAUUGAAGAAGAAAGGCUGAAGCUCCUCAAAGAACAUGCUACAAACUUGCUGGGCUAUCUCCCCAAAGGAGUGUUUAAAAGAGAGGACGAUGUCGACAUGCUUGGUGAAGAGUUUAGGAAAGCAUAUCAGAAAAGGAGUGAAGAUUGCGAAGAGAAGUGAUCUGCACAGCAAGCUUCCAUGACACCUGGAUGUUUCCGGUGCCACCACUAGAUGUCAGUGUAACUGUUGUUUUAUAGUUGGUAAAGGUGUCUAUCUUUGUGUUCUAAAACAUCCUUAUAUUUCACCAUUUUAUACAGUAAGACAGAAAUUAAACACAUUAGUACUUUAACUGCAG